AUGCCAGUGUAUGCCAAAUUUAUGAAGGAAAUGCUGACAAAGAAAAAGUCCCUAAAAGAAGGACAAAUUGUUGAGAUGACAAAGGAAUGUAGUGCUAUUCUCCAAAAAGAGUUACCAGAGAAGAAAGAUGAUCCUGGGAGUUUUUAUAUACCUUGCACUAUAGGAGACAUAACAAUUGAAAAGUCAUUCUGUGACCUUGGUGCAAGCAUAAACUUGAUGCCUUUGUCUCUAAUGAGGAAACUUCGAAUUUGUGAGCUGAAAUCCACACGAAUACUCCUUCAAAUGGCUGACAAAUCCAUCCAGCAAGCAGUUGGAGUUGUAGAGAAUGUGCUGGUAAAAGUGGAAAAAUUUCUUCUCCCAGCUGAUUUUGUCAUUCUGGAUAUGGAGGAGGACCCUAACACCCCAUCAUCCUAG
This is a messenger RNA of Arachis stenosperma, 414 nucleotides long. RefSeq lists its product as uncharacterized. Gene Ontology annotation, molecular function: aspartic-type endopeptidase activity. Gene Ontology annotation, biological process: proteolysis. Bases 1 to 414 code for a protein of 137 amino acids. The record is from RefSeq and is a predicted model, not a curated record. The transcript has a single exon. Lineage: Eukaryota; Viridiplantae; Streptophyta; Magnoliopsida; Fabales; Fabaceae.